CGGCGCUGCUCCCUCUCAGGAGAGGCCGGUUACUUCCGUGCUGUCCCGAGGUCCUGAGAGGAGCGUCCCGUGUGCGGUGUGAGGUUCGCAGUUUGGAGAUUGUGGGUGCAGGCGUACUGUCUGUACCUUGGAAGACACGAGUAGAUGGAGAGGCCUCAGAGGAAGCGUCUCAGGAGGGUUAAGGAUGCCUCAAAGGAGAUUCAGGAUGCCCCUAUGGAGGCUCAGGAUAUGGCAGCCUGUGACUCUGGGAGUCAGGAGAGAAGAGAGCUGAGUGAGCCAGAGAGUGUUUGCCAAGAAAACAGCUCAGUGACUGAAACCCUCGGGGGGGAACAGCCCUCUGCAGAAACAUUUCAGGAAGAUUUGCGGAAUGAAAUACAGAAGAUGCUGGAAGAAUUUAGAGUUGACAUGAAACAGGCUCUUCUUGCAAAGAGAAAAAAGUUUGAGAUGAACACAAGAGCUACUAUCAAAAUCACUAAUGAAAAACUUGAUAGUGUUUGGAAAACACACCAAGAACAAAGGCAGAAUCUUUAUCUCAAAUAUGCUCAGCAGUUUCAGACUUUGUUUCGAGAGUGGGAUUUAGACAUGAAGAAAGCCCAGGAACAAGAAGAAAAACUAGCUCGUAUGUUUCAAGAGCAACGAAAUGUUCUUCAACAAGCUAGACUUCUUCAGAGCCAGAGGCUGAAAAAAAUUAAAAAUUCAUAUGAGCAAUUCCUGAAGCGUAUGGAGGAGUUAGAGAAGGAUCAUGAACAUUUUCUGAGUGAUGAGCAAAGUGAAAUUAGACAAGGAAUGGCCAUGCUGCAAGACAAAAUUAUCGUUGAAGCUCUGCAGAAUGAACUGCAAAUGCUUCAAAAGUUUCUUCUGUCCCUGUUAUUCUGAGGGCUUUGGAGAAAGAGCUUGAACCCAAGUUGUAUGAUACAAGUGCAACAUCAGCCACACUGAAGCACAUUAUUUUAAAAAUUGUAGUUGAAGUGGGUACAUCUUGUUUAUCUUAGCACAUUUUUUCAGUGCAAGACAUCCUAUGUGUUAAAGCCCAUAUAAAACCUAAAGAGUUUGUGAUUAUAAUCAGCAAUUCUCAAAUUAUAAGCGUCAAGCUUUCAGCUCUUUUCAUUAUUAACAUUGAUGUUUUGUGCCUAACACUGUCAAAUAA
Cervus elaphus (red deer) is the source of this 1147-nucleotide messenger RNA. Its product is annotated as synaptonemal complex protein 3-like. The transcript is spliced from 9 exons. NCBI's taxonomy places the organism in Eukaryota, Metazoa, Chordata, Mammalia, Artiodactyla, Cervidae. Gene Ontology annotation, cellular component: synaptonemal complex. Bases 145 to 876 code for a protein of 243 amino acids. Gene Ontology annotation, biological process: spermatid development; meiotic cell cycle. The record is from RefSeq and is a predicted model, not a curated record.